AUGCGAGAAAAGGUUUUCGAGUUGAAUGCCAUGGCUGACUAUGCAUAUGCGGCAAGAUGGAACAAAGUUAUCCCAGCCAAACGUUCAAGAAUCGCUCAGUAUGAGCAAGAUCAACCCCCUCCAGUGUUUUUUAACCAGCCUCGUGUUACAGUUCCACCUUCUAAUUAUGGUAGUGAAAUGAUCAAACCUGAAUAUUUAACUGAUAACGGUGGAUUUUAUGGAGGUUUCUACAGUGGCUUUAGACCUCCUUUAAUGGAUCAGACAACAUCUGGGGCCAGUUUUCAAGGUCCUUCCACUCGUGCAUUUCCUCAGAAGCCCGGUCCAAAUCGACCGACUACUUUCCCAAAACCUAGGAAAUAUCCACUCAGGGAGAAGAAAUAUUCGGCCACUGGCAAAACAGCUGCGAUGGUUUUAAAUGAAUUAUUUCCCGAUUUCAAGGAACAUUGUGUUUAUGAAACGCUCGAAACUACAGCCAAGAUACCACGUUUUAAGUGCAGUUUCAAUGUUCGUGGAAAGAACUUUUCUGCUGAGGGGUCGAGUAAGAAGGUUGCUAAGCAACUGGCGUGUGAGAACGCACUGAAGGAGUUGCGUCCUGAUAUAAUUUUAGAAGGGCCAUCUUUCAAGAAAGCUGAGGAAGAAAAAAUGAUCGCUCUAGCGGAACAAGCCGGAAAGAAACCGGAGAAGAAAAAAUCCGAUCCGAAGAAUUCAAACUAUUUUUACGAUUACUUCAUUAGACUGUGUCGUGAAAAGGAAGCAUCAUCUGGUGAGAAAUUUCAACCCGUCUUUCAGUGCAAUCAAAUUCCAUGUGCUCCACUAAAGCCUAAUGUUAAACGUUACUUAUGCUUGUUGACGCUGCGUGAUCAAGGGAAGCAGUAUACCAGCGAAAGUUCAAAUAAAAUAGCGGCUCAGAAUUGUGUUAUUAGAGAGGCUCUGCUGGACUUGUUCAAAUUAAGCUCUGCAGAGUUAAAAGAAGUUGAAAGAGCUGCAAUUACGUUACGUCCCGGCCCGCCUAUGCAGGUGCUCCUGCAAGCGCUCAGUUUCUACGAUCGCUCAGUGUGUAUCGAUAGUGACACUGGUGAUGAAAAGCCUGUGGAACCAAAUAGCCGUUUCGUGGCCAAAUGUAUAUUGGAUAAUGAGACGGAUUUGAGGCGACUUGAAGUCGCUUAUCUAACUGGAUUUGUUUCAAGCCUAACAUAUAUGCAGAGCUUGAUUAGUGAUGUAGAAGUGAUUGUUGGUCCGUUAGAGGAGAGUAAGCAGAAGGCAAAGGAUGCGUUGUGCAUAAAAGUUAUCACGGAAGAACUUGGUUUAGAAAUGCCGACAAACGUAACUGGAGUGAAAAAGGGUUCGAUCAUACUCUCUCCUUGCUAUGCUCUUCAUACACUCAUGAUAAAACAAUACCGGAACCCGCGUCCGGACGUUGUGUACUCUGAUGGUGUAGAUAUAAGUGGAGGGCCCAAUAAAGGACCGCUGUUUAAGUGUACAGUAACUUUGAAUCAGAAAGAGAUAUUCGAAGGUACCGGGUCUUCUAAGAAGGCUGCGAAAAGUGCUGCUGCAGAAAAGGCAUUAAAUGAAAUGUUUAAGUUUGAUAUUUACGCAGAAGGCGCUGUUGAAGCUCUCAGUUCAAAACGGCAAAGAGUUGACGAAACUGCUGAAUUGUGUAAUGCUGUCUGUUCGUUAGUUCGUACAGAGUAUGAGUCUAUUUGCCAAGUUCAAGGAUGUCCGCUUACGACGCAUAUUGCAGCGUUUGUUAUCAUUGCGCCAGAUGGUAAAAAAUUUAUGGCUGCGUUAGGGGCUGGAAGGAAUGCCAUUAUCGAUGGUCGUGCUUUGAAAAGCAGUCAGGGUUCGCUGUUAAUUCACAUGCAAUGUGCUGUAUUAGCAAGACGAGCAUUCUUAUUAUAUCUUCACAAACAGUUGGAGAAAUAUGGAACAGCUGAUUCUGUUUUUGAAAAGACUGAAGCUGGAAAGUACCGACUGAAGGCUGGUUAUAAGGUGGUUCUGUACACUGCUUUCCCUCCAAAUGUUACUCGCGCCACCUCUGAACCUCAGAGGUUAUGUUGUUAUAUUGGAAAUGCGAACCUGCCUUGUGCAACUCCUGAGACAGUACAGACUUUUGAAGAAAUCACUUCUAGUGGAUGCGUUAAUGUUAUGAGCGUAGCAGAUAAAAUGUUAAAGUGGAAUCAUUUGGGUGUGCAAGGGGCAUUGCUGUCGUACUUAGUCGAACCAGUUUUCAUAUCGCAUUACUUCAUUGGUGUGCCAUCUAAUGACCGGGUGAUUGCCAAUACCGUCUUGCUGCGUUUUCACGAUGGGCGUAAAAAUGAAUUCAUAGUUAAGUCAGGACAUUCGGCUGUUCGUCCUCAGGGAGAGAUUUAUCACAAUUGGGUUGCAGAAGUUGGAAUGCUAGAACGGUUGGACCCGGCCACAGGUAGAACUGUUGCUGGUGCUCCUUCACGCUUAAGUAAAAGUGAAUUAUUUGAAAGUUGGAAUCGUCUUUUGGCAACUGUAGGGUUCAACGAAGAAAGACUGAACUGGUCCUGCGCGGAAGCAAAGCAAGCAGCGACAAUCUACAACUGUGCGGUGACAGCGUUUUAUGACCAGCUAAAGGAUCGUGGCUUUGGUGUCUGGCAGAAAAAAGAUCGUGUGGAUAACUUCACUUUGGCUUCUUUCGACUGCUGA
Enterobius vermicularis (human pinworm) is the source of this 2673-nucleotide messenger RNA. The record is from the annotation of a GenBank genome assembly. NCBI's taxonomy places the organism in Eukaryota, Metazoa, Nematoda, Chromadorea, Rhabditida, Oxyuridae.